Molecule: messenger RNA, 937 nt
Organism: Mustela lutreola (European mink)
Lineage: Eukaryota; Metazoa; Chordata; Mammalia; Carnivora; Mustelidae
Product: collagen alpha-1(XIII) chain-like
Exons: 2
Coding region: 551-937 (128 amino acids)
Source: RefSeq, a predicted model, not a curated record
GGAGGGAGGGGGGUGGGAGAGAUUAGUUUGGGAAGUAGCACGGAUUGCUCAUCCGAUCCGUUCAGCGGCGGCUAGUGUGUCAAGUUACAGAGGCGCCGGAAUCGGCCCCAAAGCUCCUCGGCAGCGGCCACGACCCACCUCUGCCCAUGGGGACCUCCAUGUGCGCCCCUUCGCCCCGGGACUGAAACCGGCUCGCCCAGGAGGCGCGAGACACCAAGAAGGACGGACAGCGCAGAACCAACUCCAGGACUCUGCAGAUACUCGAAGGGAAAAACGGAGCGGAGAGGAGAGCCGUCCAGAUUCCCCUAACUUUUCUGGACUUGGAACGUUCUUCUAAGUAACUUUCUUCUCACCUGGGUGUACCCCGAUUACCGCUGGUGGUGUUUUUUCGGCUUUCCCCUCCUGCCGCUCCUUUUUCCAUCCUCUGCCGGGAGCAAAGGAAAGGGACAUUUUCCCCUCCUGCCCACAGCUCGGAUAGGCGCCUCAGGGCAGCGGCGCUCGCCUUUAUUUAUUCUAUUUAUUUAUUUAUUGGUUCUCAAGACUCGAGGGGAUGGUAGCGGAGCGCGCCCGCAAAGCGGCAACAGCCGGUGCCCGCGGCCCCGGGGAGCCCAGCGCGCCCGCGGCGGUGGCGCUGGCGGUGGCGCCGGCGGAGCGCUGCGCGCGGCUGCCGAGCCCGGGGUCCUGCGGGCUGCUGGCGCUGGCCCUGUGCUCGCUGGCGCUCAGCCUACUCGCCCACUUUCGGACCGCCGAGCUGCAGGCCCGGGUGCUGCGCCUGGAAGCCGAGCGUGGGGAGCAGCAAAUGGAGACGGCUAUUUUGGGACGAGUCAACCAACUGCUGGAUGAGAAAUGGAAGUUCCACUCUCGGAGGCGCCGGGAGGCCCUCCCGAAGACAUCUCCAGGGUGCCACUGCCCACCAGGUAAGGAGCUCUGCGAAUAG